UUCGAUUAAUUACCUCCUGACAAAUUAUUCCUGACACAAUUAGCAUCGUACAAGCGAAUUCCAACGUGCACCACGUUCCGGUAUCUUCAUUGUGAAUAACCUCAACGUUUCAGGAAACAGAAAUCAACUAAAGAUCAACGUAGUACCGUCUAUCUGUAGGUUUAAUUAAUUUCGUGAUGAUUACCGACGUUUUCGGUUCGUUAAUGUAAUUGGGUCAUUAGAUAACGCUUUCGAAACUGUAUCCGUGAGUAUGGAACGGAUGAAUGACGCUGAUUAUACGCUGAAAAUAAACGAAGGCAACAGAGAAAAAAGAAAAAAAAUGAAUCUCCAUUGUCCGGCAUCGCGAUACAUGGGUUGCAAAACGAUGACAAUACAAGGAUAAAACGAGGAUUACAUUUUUUGCGAUAAAAAUUUAGAAAUUAUCAUUGCAUCAAAAAAGUGUAUCGUGAGAGAAAUGUAUCGGUGGAACAAAUAGAUCCACGUUCAAGAUGGCGUACAGCUAUAAUAUCAAAGAGAUACCGCCCGACGAUGUUCCCAUUGUGGAAUACGAUAUACGACGAGCUAAAAAGUUUCUUCAAAAACACAGUCCAGAAUCAGGUGAUAGUCUAUACGAUCACUUGACGGAAGUGUUAGCUAAGAUACUCACCGAGAGACCGAAAAACGCAGUAGAUAUUUUUGAGGAAUUCAGCAGAAAAGUGAAAGAGGAGAGAUUCAGAACCAAGUCCAGUCAUCUUCGAGAUGUGUACGUUCCACCGACUCAGUUCGAACAUGCGAAAAAGAUUAUCAACUUGUUCAAGAAAUUAGAGAAAUUCUAUGAAACUAUGGGAGAAAAGAUUGAAGAAGAUAUUGAGGAAGAUGAAGAUAAAAAGAAAAUACCGAAUAUGUUAGAUUUUUUGUUUUAUUUUGAGCAGACUGGUAUAGGACUACCUCGCAAAGAAUUGGUGUUGCUUAAUUUGUCUAUAAGGGAACUCAUGGCUGAAAAUCCUAUAGAAAAUGUCAGAUUUUGGGGAAAAAUUCUCGGAAUUCCGAAAAAUUAUUACGUAGUGGAAGCAGAUUUACAACCAGAGGAACUAAAUCUAAGAGUAGAGAAAAUGGCCGAAGAAGAAGAACAGAAACGUCAAGAGAAGCAAGCGAAAGCGGAAGAAGCGGCAAAAGCCGAAAAACAAGCUAUUGAAGACAUAGAAAGAGCGGCACAAGAAACGGGGAAAACAGAGGAAGAAGCGGCACCCGAGGGCUUGAAGCUCGUCUUUCCGCCUCUACCUAUUCGUAUAUGGAUACCACCACCGGAAGUACCUACAGAAAAACUUGGAACUGGCACAAAUACCAAAGUAUAUUUUGUAUGCAACGAGCCCGGUUUGGACAAGUGGAUCGAACUGCCACCGGUUACACCGCAGCAGAUAGUAAUUGCACGAUCCAUUGUUCGUUAUUGCACAGGAAAUUUGGAAACACCGAUUCACACUUUCCCACCGUUCCCUGGUACAGAAAAGAAUUAUCUUCGUGCGCAAAUAGCCAGGAUUAGCUCGACUACCCAAGUUUCGCCGAUUGGGUUCUACACUUUUGGCAUAGGGGACGAGGAAGAAGAGGUAAUGGAGGAAAUGCCAGAAGGUGGAGUAUUGUCCGAGAACGUGAAUUACGAUCCGUUACCUAUUAAAGAGUUGAUAGACCCUUCUAUGUCAAACUGGUGUCAUCAUAUGCCCUAUAUUUUGAAACAAGGUCGUGUUGAAUGGUGGAGUCCACGAAAACAAGAAGAACUUGAAGAAGAAAUAGGUGAAGAAGAAGAGGAGGAAGAAGAAAAAGAAGACAAAGAGGUUGGACCUCCACUUUUGACACCUUUGUCGGAAGAUGCUAUAAUGGAUUCGAUAAUACCGUGGGGUACUUCAUUAUCUUCCCGUGUCCAACCUGAUCAGGCGGUCGCAUUAAUUAGAUCAAACAUUUGGCCUGGAGCGUAUGCCUUUGCCUCCGGAAGGCGUUGCGCUAACGUGUACAUUGGUUGGGGUCACAAAUACACGGCGUACAAUUACAGCCCUCAGUCCAUGCCACCUGUGCAGGAUCAGUAUAAAAUGGGUCCUGAGAUUAUGGAAAUUCAGGAUCCUACCUUCGAACAAGAAGAAGCCUUUAGAAUUGCUCGUUUGCCGCCUCCACCUGUUAUACCGACAGAAGAAGAAGAAGAAGAAGCCAUAGAAGAAGAAGAAGAAGAGGAAGAAGAAGACGAAUAAUAUAAUAGAUAACUGCAUUAUCAAGGAUUUUGGUUUGAAUUUGUCAGUAAAAUAGACGCGUUUAUAUAUUUUUAUAACUUUAUCAAUAUUUAAUUAUUAUUUCUAAUCAUAUUUAUCAAAAACUAUUAUUAUAAUGUAAAUAAGUAUUAGAUAUAAAAUAUAAUAUUAUAUAUCAUUCAUUUAAUUUAGUAUAUCGAAAAGAUAAUGUAUAAUUACAGAUAGAUUGUAUCGCAAAAGAGAAGAGAGAAUUAGAAAAGACGUGACAUCUUACGGAAUUUUGUAUCACAUAUUUUAAUAUAUCGAUCUCAAUCUGUGCGUCUUAUGCCAUCUAAUAUGAUAUAAUCGUACUACUUGUAUACUUGUAUUGCUUUUCAAUGGAAUUAAAAAAUAUCAGUUUUAAUUUUACAAAUUUAUGAUAUCAAAAAUUAUAAAUUAUUCAAUUGGUUUAAACAUAAUCGAAUCUAUUUUUUAAAAAAAUAUAGAAAAAUAUCGAAGUGAAUAUCAAUAAUGUAAGUCAAUAAAAGUGAUAUAAAAAUGAUAGUAAAAAUAGAAUUAACUUUUAAAUUUUUAUAACUCAAAACUAAAACGUAGCUUAUGUUUUACAUUUUUCUACUUUUUUAAACUUCUAUUUUUAUCAAUUAGCAAAUAUUUAAUUAUUUGUUUUUAAUUAUUUUAACAAUAACAUAUAAUGUCUAUGAAAUCACUACAUCUUCAUUUUAUUUAUAAAAAUAAAUGUAACAAAUCAA
Apis florea (little honeybee) is the source of this 2962-nucleotide messenger RNA. RefSeq names its product Radial spoke head protein 4a (gene Rsph4a). Gene Ontology annotation, cellular component: axoneme; radial spoke. The record is from RefSeq and is a predicted model, not a curated record. Lineage: Eukaryota; Metazoa; Arthropoda; Insecta; Hymenoptera; Apidae. Gene Ontology annotation, biological process: cilium movement involved in cell motility; cilium assembly; axoneme assembly.